CGGUUCCACCCAACCGCCGGAUUCCGGCCGCCUGGGCAGAACGUCGCAGAGCCGCGAGCCCGCUCGGAGCGCGCGGUCCGAAAGUCCCCACGUCUGGUUCUGCGUCCCCGGCUCCCCAGAUCCGUCGCCAUGGCCAGCCAGGAGCUGGCGCGCAAGCUGCAGCGGCGACUGCAGUGGGAGGAGGCGGAGGAGGGCCGCCCCCAGACCGCGUCCUGUGCUUUCGCAGCGCGGGAUCCCGAACCCGAGUGCGAGCCCCUAGCCUGGGCGCCCACCGCCAGCGCAGACGCCGAGCUGAGUGCGCAGCUGACCCGACGGCUGGACAUCAACGAGGGCACCGCGCGGCCUCGCCGCUGCAAGGUCUUCAACCCCUACACCGAGUUCCCGGAGUUCAGCCGCCGCCUCAUCAAGGACCUGGAGAGCAAGUUCAAACUGUAUGAUGCUGGACGGGAUGGCUUCAUUGACCUGAUGGAGCUGAAGCUGAUGAUGGAGAAGCUGGGUGCCCCCCAGACCCACUUGGGCCUGAAAAACAUGAUCAAGGAGGUGGACGAGGACUUCGAUGGCCAGCUCAGCUUCCGCGAGUUCCUGCUCGUAUUCCACAAGGCUGCGGCGGGGGAGCUGGAGGAGGACAGCGGGCUGAUGGCGCUGGCCAAGCUCUCCGAGAUCGAUGUGGCCCAGGAGGGCGUCAAAGGUGCCAAGCACUUCUUUGAAGCCAAGGUCCAAGCUUUGUCCUGUGCCAGUAAGUUUGAAGCUGAGCUAAAAGCCGAGCAAGAUGAGCGGAAGCGGGAGGAGGAGAAGAGGAGGCUCCGCCAAGCUGCCUUCCGGGAGCUCAAGGCUGCUUUCAGCACAUAGUCAAGUAACCUUGACCUCCAUCCACACAGUGCCUCACAGAUGCCCCUGAGAGAGCUGGCUGGGCACCCUCACCCCUGCCACUCCCACCCCUACCCAGCCUCCACACCCACCACCCAGUGCAAACUCCACAGCCUCAUGGGGGGGCAGGAGAGGCUCUCAUCCCUGUGUGGGAGGGGCUCCCACAGGGUCCCAGGGUCCUGGGAUGAGCCAAC
Molecule: messenger RNA, 1061 nt
Organism: Mustela lutreola (European mink)
Lineage: Eukaryota; Metazoa; Chordata; Mammalia; Carnivora; Mustelidae
Gene: EFHD1
Product: EF-hand domain family member D1
Exons: 4
Coding region: 130-849 (239 amino acids)
Cellular component (GO): mitochondrial inner membrane
Molecular function (GO): calcium ion sensor activity
Source: RefSeq, a predicted model, not a curated record